AUGACUGAGACUUACUACGAAUCGUUACCUACAUUCCUUCGACCUACUCACUACCAAUUGGUUGUCCACGACAUUGAAGUGGAAAAGGAUACAUUUUCUGGUGAGGUGAAGAUCUCAUUUGACGUAACCAACAAUACCAAACAAGUCCAUGUAAAUUAUCGGGAUUUGAAAAUUAAAGAUGCCACCAUUCAUGUCGCUGACGGAAGUAUAAUUCCGUUAGAGUCCUUGGAUGAAAACAAAAGCAAGGAGUAUUGUGUUUUGAACUUCACCCAGGAACUUAUCGCUGGUCAAGCCGGUGUAGUUUGCCACAUUAAAUAUGAUGGUCGUAUCCAUAGUAAUAUGGCAGGAUUAUACAAGUCGCUGUACAAUGAAGAAGAUGAAACGAAAUGGAUGUUAUCGACCCAAUUUGAAGCCACUGAUGCCAGAAGAACAUUCCCAUGUCUUGAUGAACCGGCAUUGAAGGCUACGUUUGAUUUGGAAUUGCAUGUACCUAAGCAAUGGACUGCCUUAGCAAAUACACCUGUGGAAAGCAUUUCUGAACUUGAAUCAGCAAACGUAUACAAGUUUGAACGCACUCCCAUCAUGUCGACUUAUUUGGUGGCAUGGGCUUGUGGAGAUUUUGAAUAUGUAGAAUCUUUCACUGAAGGAUUGUAUCAUGAUAAUAAGCCAUUGCCAGUUCGUAUUUAUACCACUAAAGGUGGUUACAUUAAAGAUGCUCAAUUAGCUUUGGAAAUUGCUCCUAAAAUCAUUGACUAUUUCUCCAAAGUGUUUGAUAUCAAGUACCCUUUGAAAAAAUUAGAUUUAAUUGCAGUCCAUUCCUUCUCCCACAAUGCCAUGGAAAACUGGGGGUUAAUAACCUACAGGUCCACUGCUUUGCUUUACAAUGAAGCCAAAUCAGAACCAUCUUACAAGCAAAAGGUUGCAUAUGUUGUGGCUCAUGAAUUGGCCCAUCAAUGGUUUGGUAACUUGGUCACUAUGAAGUGGUGGGAUGAGUUAUGGCUUAAUGAAGGCUUUGCUACAUGGGUAGGAUUCACUGCUGUGGAUUACCUUUAUCCUGAGUGGGAUAUAUUUAGCAAGUUUGUCUCUGAGUCAUUACAACAAGCAUUGACAUUGGAUGGAUUACGGAGUUCUCAUCCAAUUGAAGUUCCAGUUAAGGAUGCUUUGGAUAUUGAUCAAGUAUUUGAUGAAAUUAGUUAUUUAAAGGGUGCUUCAACUAUUUUAAUGUUGUCAAAGUAUUUGGGAACCGAAUUAUUCUUGAAAGGUGUUGCAAAUUAUUUAAAGAAACACCAAUUUUCAAAUGCAACCACUCAUGAUUUAUGGCUGAGUGUACAGGAAGUCAGUGGGAAACCAGUAGUUCAAAUGAUGGAAUCUUGGAUCAAAAAAAUUGGAUUCCCUGUUAUAAGCGUUGAUAUUAAUGAUGAUGAUUCCAAAUUGACUGUCUCUCAAUCACGGUUUUUGAAUGGUGGUGACGUGACAGAGGAUGAAAACCUUGUGACUUGGUGGGUCCCUUUGAAUCCUAAUAGUAAAACGUUGGAAUUAGAUGCUUUGGAGGAAAAGUCUGUUGAAAUCAGCCUUACUUCAGAACAGAAACUAUUGAAAUUAAACAAAGAUACAAGUGGUGCUUAUCGGGUUAAUUAUUCUUCAGAAUUGUUAGAUAAACAUAUCCAUCCUUAUUUGAAUGAAUUACUGCCCACAGAUCUUGUUGGGUUGAUCGCUGAUUCUGCAGCUAUGGCUAGAGGUGAUUACAAUUCAACAGUUACUUUACUUAAACUUUUGAAAUCAAGUGCUGCUGAAACCACAGAUGCUUAUGUUUUUUGGUUAGAGCUUAGUAAGAUACUUUCUAAUUUGAAGACAGUGUUCAUUGAUGAAGAUGAUGAAGAACUUAGCAAGGGUUUGAAAGCAUUUGUGAAGUCAAUCUAUGAACCAGAAGCAUUAAAGUUAUUGAAUGAGUUAAAAACAAAUGAAACUCAAACAAAUGACUUUUUAAGAGUCAAUUUAAGAUCAUUAGUAUUGACUGCUGCUGGUUUGAAUGGUAUUGAACCAGUGAUUGAUUAUGCUUAUGAAUUAUUUUCCAAAUGGAGUGAAACAGGAGUAAUUGAUCCUUCGUUCCGUCUGUUUAUAUUCACAGUUGUUGCUUCAUCUUCUGAAAAGUUUUCCAAUUCCAAAUUUGAUUUAAUAAUGAAGGAAGUCACGAACCCAAGUUCCUUAGACUCUAGAGAAGUUGCAUUAUCAGCUUUAGGACAUACUGUUGACCCUGAAUUCAGUGCUAUUUUAUUGGGAUUACUUUUAAAGACGGAUACCAUUCCAGUUAUGGACUCACAUUUCUUGGGAAUCCAAAUGUCUAAAAACACUGCAACUAGAAGAGCAUUUUGGAAUUUCUUCAAGGAGAAUUAUCAAUCAUUUUAUGAGGUAAUGAGCUCUAACAUGGUUGUAUUGGAUAGGUUCAUUAAAUUCACCUUGGGUAAUUAUCAAUCUAUGGAGAUGUACCAAGAGGUUGAACAAUUAUUCAAAGAUAAAGAUGUUCAUGGGUUUGAAUUUUCAUAUAAGCAAUCAUUAGAUCGGAUCAAGAUUAAUGCUGUAUGGAGAGAAGGGCAUAAGGAGGAAGUCAAGGAGUGGUUAAAAGCAAAUGGAUAUUAUUAA
This is a messenger RNA of Lizanozyma spartinae, 2640 nucleotides long. RefSeq names its product M1 family metallopeptidase. The transcript has a single exon. Lineage: Eukaryota; Fungi; Ascomycota; Pichiomycetes; Serinales; Debaryomycetaceae. Gene Ontology annotation, molecular function: zinc ion binding; peptide binding; metalloaminopeptidase activity. The coding region runs from base 1 to 2640 and encodes 879 amino acids. Gene Ontology annotation, cellular component: cytoplasm. Gene Ontology annotation, biological process: proteolysis; peptide catabolic process. The record is from RefSeq and is a predicted model, not a curated record.